This is a messenger RNA of Bactrocera tryoni, 1755 nucleotides long. RefSeq names its product peroxisomal biogenesis factor 3 (gene Pex3). Bases 254 to 1384 code for a protein of 376 amino acids. Gene Ontology annotation, molecular function: protein-macromolecule adaptor activity. Gene Ontology annotation, biological process: protein import into peroxisome membrane. The record is from RefSeq and is a predicted model, not a curated record. Lineage: Eukaryota; Metazoa; Arthropoda; Insecta; Diptera; Tephritidae. Gene Ontology annotation, cellular component: peroxisomal membrane. The transcript is spliced from 3 exons.
UUUUUAAUUCCUAUCCAUUUAUUUGACAGUAAUACAUAUUUCUAUAUUUCACCGUGCAGGUUUCCAUCUACUGAAUAAAUAAAAUUCGGACUUCGUACUUUGUAAUGAGACGAUAAAUGUGUGGGCAGUGAAAGAAGGAGGCAACAAAACAAUCGUAAACUAUACUAACUAAAUAAAAUCAAACAAAAGGAGUUUUAGGAGAAUAUUCGAAGGGUUUUCGGAACACCGAUUUAACGCUCAACAACAACAAAAAAUGUUCAGCAGACUACGUGAUUUCGCCACACGUCACCGACGAAAAUUUAUAGUCACAGGCGUGCUAGUUGGAGGCACAUAUGUAGCUAUCAAAUAUGCACAGCGAAAACUUAUUGAAUAUCAAACGCGUCAAGCACGCGAAUUUUUCGAAAAGACAAAGCGUAUGCAACAUUUUGAAACAACAGAACAUACUUGCAAUAAGGUAAUUAUUGGAAUGGGCACCGAAUUAUAUGCAGCCAUAAUACGUGAAUGCAAUACCAACGCUUUGCUGGAUCAACUUCGUCAGAAUCCACCGAAUAAACUAGAAUUGUGGGAAGAAAUGAAGAUUGUCGCGUUCACGCGUCUGACAACAUUCAUUUAUGCUUCAUCGAUGUUAGUCAUUGCCUUGCGUGUACAAAUGAAUUUGCUCGGCGGCUACCUAUACCAAGACGUCACGUUGGAACGAAAACAAAUCUUAGAAGAACUGAAACAACAGUAUCUCUCACUCAUUGGUUACUUCAUACAUGAUGGUGGCUUAAGUGAGCUAAUACGUAUAAUACGUGCCAAAGUACUUGUUGUUAUGAAGACAUUGCCGCUGUCGAAACGUUUUAGUCUUUCAGAUAUAGAACAGCUCUUUUGGACGCUACAAAUGGCCAUAAAUAGCGAUGCAGGCGAUCCCAUUGCAAAAAUGGCGACUUACUUAUUGCCGCCACAAGUGCCAGAAUAUAAUACAGUGGGACCACUGCUGCAAAAAAUGUACAAUGAAACGUUAGACUUGCUGGAGAGCGACGAUGCCGCAAGUGUUUGCUCGAACAGUAUCUGUCGAGGCUUUUCCCUGACGGUAGAUGCCAUCGCAGAAAGUAUUGGCGAUACAUUAACGCAAGCGCAAAAGGCUACAGCAAACGAAGAAAAUAAAACCACGCAAAAGGGCGAUGGUGGCGACGUGGCAACCUCGAAUAGUGUACUCAGCAUAAACAGCGUGGAAAUGGCUUUAGCUAAACUUAUACCGAUUGUAAGUGGCUUAACGUCGCAAGGAUUCGAUGAAAAAUCACGUCCACAGAAUUUGGCGACCUCGCUGAUCACAUUUUAUAUGGUUGAUGAGAAGAGCAAAGUAUUUGGUGCGAAUGUGUAUGAAACGUUUAGCUCCACAUAAAUAUGUUUAUUGUCAAAUGUAAUACAAUAAAUAGGUUGCCUCUGAAGCGCAAACCUAUUUUUGACUGUUUGAAGAAAAUUUAAAUUUUUAAAUAUUUUGUUUGCAAUAGCAAAAAUGUACCUACAAAAGCUUGUAACUUUAAAACUAGCUUUUAAAGACGCCAAAACAAAACAGCAGUAGGCAAGAUAACAAGAAAAUCUUGUGAAGACUAGUUAGACCGCAGUAGAAUUUUAUAAAUUCACCAGCGCAGUUGCAUUGAAAAUGGUAUUAGGGCAAAAAUAGUUUGUAAAAUUAUAUGUACUCAAAUUUUCAGUGACAUUAAACGAAAUAGGCUGUCAUUCAGUGAAUUGUAAAAAAUAGCUGCCCAUUUU